CUGACCCCAGACAACAACCAGUAAAACCCACGUCACAGUCCUGCCCUCCACCAACACCCUCUCUCUCUGUCUCUCUCUCUUCAUGGGUUCCAACGGCUUCGGAGGUUCCCAGAGACUGGUAGACUUAGUUCAACAGCUUCGACCCUCCAAACCUCUUUGCCUUCCCAGCAACGCUGACAACCCCCCAAAAGCAGAAUCUGAAACAAACCCAAUUGCAAAACCAUCGGAAAGAACCAGACCCAAAAGAGCUGCAGUUCUGAUCUGCCUUUUUGAAGACGAAAAUGGGCAUCUCAGAGUAAUUCUCACCAAGAGGGCUUCAACACUGUCCACAAAUUCAGGAGAUGUUUCAUUGCCCGGUGGGAAGACAGAAGAAGGCGAUGCCAAUGACAUAGAGACAGCAUUGAGGGAGGCCAAGGAGGAGAUUGGUUUGGACCCUUCACUUGUGGAUGUUGUCACUGUUCUCGAACCCAUUGUUACUAAGAUUGGUAUGGCUGUAGUUCCUGUGCUUGGCAUACUUGCAGACAUUAGACAAUUCAAUCCAACUCCGAAUGCAGCAGAAGUAGAAGCCAUAUUUGAUGCACCUUUAGAUAUGUUUCUCAAGGUAUUACCAUCCAAAAGUAUUUCCUCAUUUCUGCUUUCUUCGUCUAAAUUUCUCUGCCAGAAUUCCUUUUUUCAUGUGUCGUGGCCUCAGGACAAGAAUCGACGAGAAGAGGAGAGAGAAUGGAUGGGGAACAAGUAUCUUCUCCAUUUCUUUGACUAUGAAGCUGAGAAUGGGAAAUACGUCAUAUGGGCUUUAACAGCUGGGAUUUUGAUUGCAGCCGCAUCACUUGUGUACCAGCGACCACCAGACUUCCAAGAGCGCAAGCCUCAAUUCUGGUCUAGAAUUUGCUUAUAGAGAUAGCUUAAUAGUCGUACCAUAGUCCAAACCCAAUGUAGUUUGUUUUUCCCUCGUGUAAUCCAUUUUACCCAAAAAAGAGGUCUAUUUUAUUUGACAGGUUUUUAUUAUGCUUUCAUUUAGUGUGGCUACUGCAAUAAAGUCUUACCAAGGCAAAAAUUCUUGGCCGCCAAAAAACUGUAAUCCCCAUUUAUGUUAAGUUAUCAAAAACCACUUACUUUCUUGAUC
Messenger RNA from Rhododendron vialii, 1123 nucleotides. Its product is annotated as nudix hydrolase 15, mitochondrial-like. The transcript has 3 exons. Gene Ontology annotation, molecular function: acetyl-CoA hydrolase activity; coenzyme A diphosphatase activity. Gene Ontology annotation, biological process: coenzyme A catabolic process. The record is from RefSeq and is a predicted model, not a curated record. The coding region runs from base 83 to 895 and encodes 270 amino acids. NCBI's taxonomy places the organism in Eukaryota, Viridiplantae, Streptophyta, Magnoliopsida, Ericales, Ericaceae.